AUGGGAGAAGUCAAACAAUCUAGCAACAUAGGAAACAGUGGAGAUGAACCCAUUGCCAUUAUUGGCUUGGCCUUUGAGUUCCCUCAGGGAGCAACGUCCGAUCAAGCUUUCUGGCAGAUGAUCUUGGAUGGAAGGUCGGCGAGCACCGAAUUCUUUCCGGAUCGAAUGAAUAUCGAUGCAUUCUACCACCCGGACUUAAAUCGUCCUAGUUCCAUCCCACUUAGAGGCGGCCAUUUCGUCCAGGAAAAUUUGGGCUCAUUUGUUGCCCCAUUCUUCUCUAUCACACCAGAGGAGGCGGCGUGUAUGGACCCCCAGCACCGCCGGCUUCUUGAGACCGCUUAUCAUGCUCUUGAAGAUGCGGGAGUUCCCAUCAGCAAGUGCUCUGGUUCCAAUACAUCUGUCUAUACGGGAUGCUUCACAAAUGAUUAUCUCAGUAUUUUACAACAAGACUAUGAUGCCGAGCAAAGACACGCUGCUAUAGGCAUUGCGCCUUCGAUGUUAGCCAAUCGACUGAGCUGGUUCUACAACUUCAAAGGCACCUCGAUGAAUCUAGACUCGGCAUGCUCCAGCAGUUUGAUCGCGCUGCAUCUUGCCUGCCAGGAUCUCCGUGCGGGCAGCUCUGAAAUGGCACUCGUGGGAGGCGCAAAUCUCGUCUAUCAUCCCAACUUCAUGAAAAUCAUGUCCGACUUCAACUUUCUCUCUCCAGAUAGUCGCUGCUGGAGCUUCGACAAGCGAGCUAAUGGCUACGCGCGCGGUGAGGGAUCGGCAGUUAUCUUGCUCAAGCGCUUGGACGACGCCCUCCGCAAUGGCGACACCAUCCGUGCUGUGAUCCGCAACACAGGAUCCAAUCAAGAUGGGCGUACACUAGGCAUCACUCAGCCUAGUGAAGAAGCUCAGAUCGAUCUUAUCAAGCAAACGUACCAGCGAGCUGGCAUCAACAUGGCUCCUACAAGGUUCUUCGAAGCACACGCCACAGGCACACCAGUCGGUGAUCCCGUGGAAGGAAAUGCCAUUGGCACCGCAUUUCGCGAGUACCGCAGCGAGCAUGAGCCGUUGUAUAUCGGCGCUGUUAAAGCGAACAUCGGCCAUCUGGAAGGCUGCAGCGGCCUUGCUGGCAUAAUAAAGGCCAUCCUGGUCCUCGAGAAGGGUAUUAUUCCCCCCAUCGCGGGAUUCGAGUCUCUCAAUGGCCGGAUAGACGCAAAGAAACUGCACCUUCAUUUUCCAACGGAGGCGGUUCCGUGGCCCACUGUUCCCGUUCGUCGGGCCUGUAUCAAUUCCUUUGGUUUUGGUGGUACCAAUGCCGUUGCCAUUUUGGAUGAUGCAUAUCAUUACUUCAAGCUCAAUGGUAUCCAGGGAUUCCAUCGGACACAGCUUGGUGCGUCUAAAAAUAGACAGCUGGGAGGCCUGAAUGGAUCCCAAAUCAAAGGAGAGAAUCAAAUUUCCAUUAAUGGAGUCACCAAUGGAGUAGAUGGCCAUGGAAAAAAUGCCGAUGACCAUACGCAAAACGAAAUCAGUCACACGAGCUUUCCUGGCAAUGCAGAAAGGACAAUAAGUGAGAUAGAAGGCUUACCGUACGAGGUGACCCCUCCCAGACUACUCGUCUGGUCCGCUUCAGACCAGCAAGGAGCCCAGAACAUAUCUAAGGACUACAAAAAUUAUCUAAGCACCGAAGCUGUAGAUUUAGAUGAUUUGGCGUAUACCUUCGCUAUCAGGAGGAGCCAUUUCAAAUGGAGAAACUUCAGCGUUGUUUCUUCAACAGACAGAGAAAUCGAACCCUCUACUCCAGUGAAAGCCGCAGCAAACGAAGGAGAAAUUGCAUUUGUUUUCACUGGCCAAGGAGCUCAGUACCUCGGCAUGGGACGUCAUCUUCUCUCGUAUCCCAUCUUCCGGGACUCUCUUACUCGAUCAGACCAUUGUCUGCGACAACUGGGCUGUCAAUGGUCACUUCUGGACAUCAUAUCAGGAAAGGUUGAGAUAGAUAUUGAUAGCCCUGAAUAUAGCCAGCCGCUUACCACGUGCCUUCAACUGGCUCUUGUGGAUCUUCUCUGUAGUUUUGACAUUGUGCCUUCGAUGGUCCUCGGCCACUCCUCAGGAGAAGUUGCAGCUGCAUAUGCUUCUAGUAUCUUCUCGUCCCAUUCGGCUAUCAAGAUUGCAUAUUGGAGAGGCCAGCUUUCCGCUCAACUCAUUCGGCAAGUCCAAGGGCUGACGAUGAUGGCGGUGGGCCUCUCAAAGGAACAAACAAUACCAUACCUCGACCAAUUGUACGAGUCUGAUGGAUCGCUAAAUGUUGCAGUAGGCUGUGUAAACAGCCCUAGUAGCGUCACAUUGACUGGAAAGGCAGACCAGCUGGCAAAACUGGAAACUUGGCUCAAGGAUAAAGGCAUAUUUGCGCGUAAGCUGCGUGUUAAUGUCUCAUAUCACUCUCGCUUUAUGAAUCCUAUUGCAGAGGACUAUUGCAAAGCUAUAGAAGGACUUCAGAUAAACCAAAGUUCAGGAUUCGUUCCGAUGGUCUCGUCAGUGACAGGUGACAUUGUGACUGUGACAAUGCUAGGGUCCCCGGACUACUGGGUUCGCAAUUUGACCUCGACGGUCGAGUUUGAGGCUGCCUUCUCAAAGCUUCUGGCCGUAGCAAGCACAAAACCACGCAAGCAACUAGGGAAGAGCGUCUCUGUGAAUCAUAGCCUUCUGAAACAUGUGCUGGAGAUUGGUCCACAUGGGGCGCUCCAGGGCCCCAUCCGCGAUAAUAUGAAGGCAUUGGACGGCACGCCGAAGCUCAACUAUAUUGCCUCUCUGAAUCGCUCCCAAGAUGCCUCUUUUGCCUCACUCAAUGCGGUGGGGACGUUACACUGUCUUGGAUAUCCCGUAAAUCUCCUUCGCGCCAACGACCUCGAUGGCUUUCCACGGCCCACACCUGCAAAUAUACCCAGAUAUCCAUUCAACCAUGCACAAUCCUAUUGGAGAGAGGGUCAACUAAGCCGUAACCUUCGUUUUCGCUCCAUAGGUCGACACGAUCUCCUGGGUACCCGCGGUCUGGACUGGAACCCUCUCAUGGCGCAAUGGCGCAACGUAAUGCGGCUGAACGAGUUGCCCUGGCUAGAAGAUCAUACUAUCGGCGGCGAGAUCGUAUUCCCCGCCGCGGGCAUGAUCUCCAUGGCUGUUGAAGCUCUGACACAACUCCUGGAAGAUGAUGUGUCUCUCCAGGGCAUUGAUAUCAAAAAUGUCGCAUUUUCUCAUGCGAUCAGCUUUCUACGCGGGGUCGACAACAUUGAAACGCAACUGACUCUUUCACGGCCAUCGCAGACUUCUGACCACACAAAAUGUGGAUCGAUCCGAGCUGUUGUUGACACCUAUGACCGGAGCAGAGUCACCUCAUCUGGCCCGUGGGCACGGUACGGGACACUGAAGGAUUGGAUCGUUGAUAUAGGUCAGGCGUGCAAGGGCCCGGAGAAAAAUGCAUAUGAUAUUGCUGAGGAUAUUACGGUACGCUACGGCCCAGCGUUCCAAAAUCUUGAGCACAUGCGCGUAGGCACCCAGGGAGAAGCUAUCGCCCAUGUUAACACAGAGACCUGGAAAUUGAAAUCACCAGGAGUAGUUACGCCACACUUCAUGGUUCAUCCGGCCACACUGGAUGGUCUUGCACAGCCUCUACUGCAAGCCCUACUUGCGCAAGAGCGUAAGGUCGUGCCCACGAUGGUCCCAGUGCGUUUGGCCCGUCUGUGGAUCGAUUGCAGUGCCAAUGCACUCAGCGUAGGCAGGCUCAAAGUAGCUGCGAGAUGUUCCUUCCGGGGCUACCGUGGAGGAUCAGCCGAUGUGGUAGCUACGGCUCCAGAUUCAGGAAAGCCUGUUAUCUUCUUAAACGGGCUUGAGACGACCUUCAUCAGCAGCGCCAAUCUUGCUAAUCCCCGAGAAGCGGCUAGCAGUCGACCCCUAUGCAACCAACUGACCUGGAAGCCUGAUAUAGAAGCAAUGACGCACGAGCAAGUGUUGCUUUAUAGUGUUCACGGCAGGCCACGACUCCCAGUUGAUGCGGUGAAAGAUUACCUGGAGCUAAUGAUAGCUGUCAUGUGCUUUAUUCAGGACACACUUGCCUUUAUAGACGAGCACCCUGAAAUUAAACUGCCUUGGCAUCUAGACGCCUACAUCGAUUGGAUGAGGUAUCAGCAAGGUCGACUUCAAAAUGGUGAGGCACUUGUUACGGAGCAGGCAGUGCAGCAGAUGCGGGAUAGCGGCGAGACUCGAGAAAACCUGGUAAAGAAGAUCGAAAACUCAGGCGUUGACGGCUUCUUCUUCAUGCAUAUUGGUCGAAAUCUAACCAAGAUGCUCCGUGGCGAAAUCGACCCUCUAGCUUUCAUGUUCCACGACGGGCUGGCUGAUAGGUACUACGAGAAGAUGUUAGCCAAUGACCACCACGCAUAUCCCGCCUCCCGGUACAUCGACCUCCUAUCUUUCAAGAACCCGUCCAUGAAAAUUCUUGAGGUCGGUGCAGGCACGGGCGGCCAGGCCAUGCGCCUACUGGAGGCGAUGAGCAGCGAUGGCGUCAAGAAGUGGGCGCACUAUGACUACACCGAUAUCUCACCCAGCUUCUUCAGCCAGGCCCGCGUCAAGUUUGCCAAAUACGUUGACCAGAUGCAGUUCAGGGUAUGCGACAUCUCCAAGGAUCUUACCUCACAAUCAUUUGAGGAGGGAAGUUAUGACCUGGUGGUUGCUUCAGACGUCCUCCACGCCACCGACAAGCUGGGCGAGUCACUACGGCACAUACGGAAGUUGCUCAAGCCUGACGGGAAAUUGCUACUCUUUGAAACUACGCGCACCGAGGCCCUGCAAGUUACCUUUGCAUUCGGCCUGCUAAAGGGAUGGUGGAACCCGCUAAAAUACGAGGAGCGCUCUCCGUAUAGCCCGUGUCUGACAGUGGAGCAAUGGGACGUAUGGCUGAAACGAGCCGGUUUCACUGGCAUCGACGUCGACAUUCCCGGUCAAGAGGAACCAGUCUGCCGAGAUAGCAGCAUCAUAGUCUCCAGCGCAGCAAGCGUAGUGGACUUAAACACAACGCCGGCACCUUCAUUAAAAAUUUACCUCGUGGUGGAAAAUGAGGUGGAGGCCCAACAAGCCCUAGCCCAAGCUCUCGAGUCACGACUCUCCGAGGGUCUAGGUGCCUCGUGCGAGACAUAUGCCCUAGCUGAUUUGGGGAAAGCUAGUAUACCAAGUUCUUCAUUGGUCAUCUUCCUCGUGGAGGUCGAUAACUUCUUGCUCAAUGACAUUUCGGAGGGAGGUUACCGAAACUUGCAGUCCUUCUUGGUCCAGACUAAAAAUACAAUUUGGGUAACGCGUGCAGACUCAUCAGAUGAUACUGAUCCACGACAUCACCUCGUUCUUGGUCUGGGACGCACCUUAAUGUCCGAGGAUUCUUCGCUUAAGUUCGUAACACUUACCUUAAGCGAUAAUAGAAACGAAGAGCAGGUUUCCACCUUAAUCUGCGAACUUACUCAGCGCUUUGUCAAACUGGCCGUUGAGAGCUUGGAAGACCACUAUGUCGUCUCAAAAGGCGUGUCUAAGAUCUGUCGGGUUUCCGAGUAUGCAGAGAUGGACACGAAAAUUGCCCAGGCAAUCCUGCCGCGCCAAAGAAUAAAUUGUACGCUUACACCGCAUGCUCCUGUUAUGGAACUUCACUUAGGACAACCAGGGCAUCUAGAUACCCUCCAAUGGAGAGAGGUAGAUGACAUGAAAUGCCAUGAUGCAACAUCCCUUGGUGUAAAUGAAGUUGUGGUGCAGGUUCGCACUCUUGGCUUGACCUUCCGUGAUUAUCUAGUAGCCAGCGGGCAGCUUGAUGAGCCGGGUCUUGGCACUGAUUGCUCUGGAAUCAUCCAAACCGAGAUACAAUUUUCGCCCAGAUGCCACCUACGUGAUCGCUGGCGGGCUGGGGGGUCUGGGUCGCAGUUUUGCAAGAUGGAUGGGGCUAGCGGAACAGCUGCAAAAGCUCUCAUUGCUGAGCUGAGCGCACAGGGAGUUUGUGUCACAGCACCAGCGGUUGAUAUCAGCAAUCUGAAUAAGCUCAAGAACGAGAUCGAGAAGUUGAAAGAGCGGAUGCCGCCAAUUCGAGGUUGUAUCCAGGCCACUGUGGCUCUGAGGGACAACCUCUUUCCCAACAUGACUUUCGAAGACUGGGUUGUAGGGACCGGUUCCAAGGCGACAGGCUCCUGGAACCUACACACCGUCUUGCCUUCAGGUCUUGACUUUUUCGUGCUCCUCGCAUCCCUCAAUGGCAUCGUGGGUGGCCGCGCGCAAGCGAAUUACGCGGCCGGUAACACAUUUAAGGACGCACUUGCCCAUUAUCGCCUUUCCAGGGGCGAAAAGGCUGUAUCUCUUGAUCUCGGGCUGAUGGUUUCAGAGGGCGUCAUUGCUGACAAUGAGGUUCUACUCGCCAACAUGCGCCGCCUCGGCCAUCUGAUGGACAUCAGCCAGGACGAACUUCUCGCAAUUCUGGACUACUACUGUGACCCAGCCUUGCCACUGUUGUCACAUGAUAAGGCACAGAUCCUCGUGGGUCUUGAGACCCCAGCCGCCGUUCGAGCUAAGGGUAUCGAUCUGCAUCACUCCAUCUACCGACCUAUUUUCCGCCAGCUCUUCCGCAUGGGCACGUCAUCAACGGGUGACGAAGCCUCCCAAAAGCAAAAGCUGGAUACAGAUCGAGCAAGUGUUCUCCGUCGUGAGACCUCGGACGAGCAGGCCACUGGGAUGGUCACGAGCUGGUUCGUAAUCAAGAUGGCGCAGGUACUCGGCCUCGACACGAGCGACGUGGAUCCAGACAAGCCCGUUCAUGCAUACGGUAUCGACUCGCUUGUAGCUAUUGAUCUUAAAAACUGGUUUGCACGUGAGAUCGGUGCCGAGAUACAAGUAUUUUUCCUAUUGGGGAAUACUCCAAUAAAAGAGGUAGCAAGAGAGGCUGCGGUGAGGUCUACAUGGCGUCCGAGUUCUACGAAGGAGAAUAAUUAG
Molecule: messenger RNA, 6990 nt
Organism: Talaromyces rugulosus
Lineage: Eukaryota; Fungi; Ascomycota; Eurotiomycetes; Eurotiales; Trichocomaceae
Exons: 9
Coding region: 1-6990 (2329 amino acids)
Biological process (GO): fatty acid biosynthetic process; secondary metabolite biosynthetic process
Molecular function (GO): fatty acid synthase activity; phosphopantetheine binding; 3-oxoacyl-[acyl-carrier-protein] synthase activity
Source: RefSeq, a predicted model, not a curated record